Messenger RNA from Nasonia vitripennis (jewel wasp), 7952 nucleotides. RefSeq names its product titin homolog. The coding region runs from base 404 to 5443 and encodes 1679 amino acids. The transcript is spliced from 5 exons. Lineage: Eukaryota; Metazoa; Arthropoda; Insecta; Hymenoptera; Pteromalidae. The record is from RefSeq and is a predicted model, not a curated record. Gene Ontology annotation, molecular function: protein binding.
UAAAAAAAAUAUGUUAUAAAUACGUACAAGAAAACGCGCGAUAUCGCAUUUAUACUUAUCGGAUUGAAGAGUAGUACGUGUGCGUGUGUGUGAGUGAGUGUUACCGCAUUUGCAUGUUUGUGUGCGUAACGACUAUGGUUCCUGGUUCGCCGUGCCGUCGUCACGCGGCCAUAGAAACUACCUAAUCGAUGGAAAAAUAUCGAUCGACCCUCGGCGAAGGUGAACCUUACCGAAAAGUACGCUCAGUCGAGUAAAGAACUCUCCACCUGUCACGUCGAAAUACCAGUCGUCAGCUCGAAAUUUCAUUUUGCGAUUUUUUGCAAGAUCCACGUACCUAUAGGAUUGUGCGUUCUCUUUUCCUAGUUAUUAAGCGUAAGGUUCGCUGCCAAGAUUGUAGAAUAAAAUGACAGCAAUAAUGUACGACUCCAAGCCGAACAAUCACAUUUUUCUAACUCCUCGAGUACCUCAAGGACUAGCAGCAGCUGUCGAAGGAUUGACUCGGGAAGUCAUCCGUCAUCGCCCAGAAAACAUAUACAUCUUCGCCGCUCAUCACUUUGAGAAGCUGUUACGUCUUCGAGAGCAAUACGAUGACACUCCGGUAAACAAGAACAACAUGAAAAUUCUCCACGACAUGAACGAGACGAUAAAGGAGCGACAUAUCUACCUUGAGUCGAAAGAUACGAAUAAUUAUGUUCAGCACAGUGGAUGGUCCCUAAACGAGACAGCAAAGGUCUUGGAACGUCAUCGAAGUAUCUUCGGAGAGAGCAAUCAGAAGAUCACUACCGAAGAAGUGCGAGAGCUUGCUAAUGAGAAAAUUUCACCGACAUCGAAAAUUCCGGUCACCAGUCCCAAGAAGUCGAAAGAAAGAUGGUCGGGUAUUGAAAAUAAGAAUAUCACAAGUAAAUAUGCUGCAGCCAGUUCGAGCAGAAGAAGAGAGUCGCCGAGAGUCGGGACGCAAGAUUGGCACAGCACUAGUAAUAAACACGACAGCAAAACUACUCCGAAAAUAAUAUCCCAAAUACCUCUAGCAAAAGAUAUCAAAACAGAGUUGAAGAAAAAUCGGAUGAGCAGUAGAGAGAGAAAAAAGAGUGAAGAGAAGAAGAUUCAAGUUGCUUGCGAAUACAGCAAAGAGACGAUAAUCGAGAAAACGUCGAGGAGGUCGGUGGAGAAAACCAAGAGAAAUUACGAGACUCGAACCGAACAGCGCAAAACCUCCCGAACGGAGGACACCACGAAAAAGAGAACCGAAACUACAGAUUCACCGAAGCUCAAAAAAUCUUCAAGAUCGGUCAGUAUGGACCACGUGAAAAACUACGUCGUGCAGAAUUUCGUCGGGAUGACGAGUUUGGACGAACUUCAAACGCCGAGCUACGUGGAAAAAGUCCAGGAAGUGAUCGACGAAACGUCGAUGAUCAUCAAGGAAAAGGUAGAAGCUUUGAAAACCGGCGUCGUCAAAGCAUCCCGAUCGAAACACUCGAAGAAGGACAGAUCUGCUAGUAGUGACGAACAUUCGAAAACUUCGACCAAAUCCACUGAGAGCGACAAGCAAUCGCCUAAAAAUGUCGACAAUGAUAAAUCGGAAUCCAAGAAUUCUGACAAUUCGGAAGGCUCAAACGAGUCGAAAAUUUCGUUACCAGCAGUAAGGCCACCUUCUUCCAAAUCUACAUCCAGAAGCUUAUCGGCUCGAAGCGAUUCCGACGGUUUAGUUUUACCACCGAUUUCACCCGAAUUCACCAAGUCGGAGAAAGUGAAAGAAGAGUUGGUUCUUCCCGUACUGUCGCCGCCGCGUAGUACCACUACGUCACCCGAUGUUCCUGUAAAUCCAGUCGUCACAGUCGAAAAACCUGCGGAUACGAAGGAUGAGAAGAAUGCGAAAGAUGCGAAGGAUGCUAAUCACGAGGAAGAAUUUCAAGAUAGUCUAAACGUAACGCCAGAGCCAAGGGAUCCAGAUCAGAGGCCGGAUUCUCUUGAGACUUCCGAAGUCGUGGACAAGAGCGACAGCAGUGGACACGUCAGUCCUCUCGAGACGUUGAAGGAUAAGCUGCUGGAGAUCGAGGAGGUGCAAAAACGCAUCGAAGGAGUCCUAGAUGAUACCAAAACUACCGAUGAGAAGGCGAACGAUGACGCUGGAAUCGCUUUGAACAUCCAAGAUAAACUCUUGAAAAUCCACGAGUCGGAGAAGCGAAUUGAAAAGAUUUUGGAUUCGCAAUCGGCGGAUGCAGAUGAACGUAAAACUGAUAUAGAAAGAAAAUUGAAGGAGUUGGAAGACGCCGAGAAGAGAAUAGAAAAUAUUUUCGUUAGCGAAAGCGAUAGGGAAAGUUCAAACAAGACAGACGUGAUGGUGGUUGAGCAGAAAGACAACGCUAUUUUGACAACCAAGAAAAUUGAGAAGGAAGGUGACAAUGGUCAUGAAAAAGAAAGCAGGUCUGCUAGUAAUUCAGGAAAAAGCACGCAGAGCAUCAAGGAGGAGAAAACUAUUCCAACGUCUGCAGUAGACACUCGCGUUCUGUCGCCGCAUUCCUACAUCCUCACCGAAGGUUCUCCAUACGAUAUUCCAGACUCGGUGACGACCGUGAUAAUACCCGACAGAAACCCAUCUCCAGACUCUGACACUCUCAACAUCGAGAUAGAAAACGACAAAAUUUACACGACGCUCCUAUCGUCGAAAGAACUAAAAGAGGUACAAGCGGACGAUUUCUCGGCCGAGACAUCCGAGGACCAGACGAGCAGUAUUCACGACGCUUUCGGCGAACCCGUAGAAGACACAGAGAACGUGGAAACUUCCACCGUCGACGUAGAACUCAUGCGCGGCAUCAAAGCCAGCCACGACAUAAUCGUGUCACGCCAAGAUCUCGAUCUUAUACAGGAGGAACGCGACAAGGAGGAGGCAAUCGAUUCCGAGGACGAGAAAGUUCUAAAAGUCGUCACGAGCUCUCUGGAAGAAAUUCUAGACAAAAGCGAAGUGGAGUACGUGUCCAAGGAGGAAAUACAGAGCGUCGUGAAAAAUGUUCAAAAAGAGGAGCCUGAAGAAAGUUCUCCGGAGGCCGCGAAGACGGGCGAAUACGUGUCAACCACCGAUGAAACGAAGGAGAGCAGCGCCGACGACAAUCUCGUUGAGACCGCGGAAGUCGUCGAAAAUUCUCUGGAUAUCGAGGAAAUUACCGCGAGAUCGGGUGAGUCGUCCAACGAAUUAAAAGAAACCUCCGCGUUGACCGACAGGUCAAGCUUGUCGUUCGAUCCAGCCGUGCCCAUUGUACCAGAAUUGAAUUUGGAUUCUCUGCCGGACUUGACGAUCUCGUCAUUCAACAUAACCGACGACGAGCAAAAGAUCAAUCAGACCGAGAGCAAGAAAUCAAGCUCGUCGGAGGCUACUCUCAGUUUAACGGACGGAACAAAAGAACUUUCGAGCGACGAUAAAAAGUCUCUCGGCGAUAAAGAGAUGACGAACCUUGAGAAAAACGAAGAACAAACGCGACAAUUAGACGACAGCGGUAAACAAGAAAAUCGGGAAGCCAUGGAGGAGGCUGCAAACGAUUCCACAGAAAAAUUAGAAAGCACCAGCCAAGUCGUAACAGACGACGUGGCGGAGAAGCUCGAAACGGAAGAGUACGAGAAGCUCGAGAAGAUUUUGAUAUCCAGCGUAGCGGCGGAAGAUAAAAAACAAGCGUCCGAAAACACUCAUCAGAGUGAGAAAAUCGGCCUAGACGAGGCGGCUUCUGAAUGGAAAGCUCGGAUAGUGAAUCAUACCGGCGACGACGAGGGCGUGCCAGAUGAUAUUAAUAAAUUUGUUUGCGACGACGAGAGCGGUGAAAAUAAACAAACAAUUCAGCAGCAAUCGGCGCAUCAGAGUGACAAUGCAGAAUCGUCAUCGCGGGUCGAUAUCGUCGAAAACGAGCAGCAAUUGCCCGUUGAGUCGUCGAGUCAAUGCACGGACAAGCUGGAUGAUCUUUCAAUCAAGACAAAUGCCGAUGAAGUCGCGUCGCAGAUUGAUAAUCAGAGCCUCGACACCAGCUCAAAACCAGAAGAAGAAGAAGAAGAAAAAGAAGAAAAAGUCGAUGCCGAGAAAUCUUCUGGAGACGUUGCCACAAAGGAGGAAACGAGCGACGAGAAGAAGCACUGCUCCAUAUAUGUACCGGAAACGAGCAAGGACCUCAGCACGGAGUCCACCGAGUCGAGCACCUUCAUGUCGGCGGCGACCAAGAUUCAAGCAGGUGUUCGUGGCUUUCUGACGCGGCGUCGCCUGCAGAGCACGCAACGUCGCAGUUCCACUUUGGACAGCGUUCCAUCGAUCCAGGAGAGCUUUGCGGUCGAAAACUCAACUCCAGCCGAGAUUCGGAGCAUACCGUCAACGACGCACCUGAUACCGAUUGUCGAGAGCGCCUCCUCGAUAUCGGAUGCGCGCUCUCGAAAGAAACUCCGACGCGAGGACGCUGUUCAGCGCACGACGCUAUCGGUGGAAAACGCCUUCGCGGAAAAUCAACUGCAGCACACCGGCGAGUUCCACGACUGCAUUCCGCUGCCGGUGCUCGACGCGGCCGGUGUUCUCGCGUUGAAGCUUGCGAGACAACAACAGCAGCAGCAGCAAUCCGACAGGUCGGAUAACGGCGAUGUAUCGGUUGUCGAGGAAGUGAAGGACAAGACGAAGGAUGACGAAGCCAAGAACGUGGAGCAGCUGCUGGGCAAGAUCCUGAUGGAACACGCGACGAUUCCGGGUCCCACCGCCAAGCUGGGGCCGUUCGUCGACGUGGUACUCUUACCCGGUGACACCGAGGCCAUGCUGCAGAACAGCUACCUGAACUUCAUAACCAGCGUAGAGGACGUGGCGAACGAGCUCUUCCCGGACCCGCUGAUGCGCACGGGAACACCCAAGGGCGUCAUCAUCGAGGAGAUCACAAGCCUAGACGACAUCAAGAGCGUUGGUCCGCCCACGGAGAGCGUCAGCUCGGAGAUCGAGACCGAGUCCAAGAAGGAUGAAUCCAGUAGUAAGGAAGCUCCGGCGCAGAACACCGAAAGCUCGGAAAUCAAACCAAGCGUGGAGCCUGGAAAAGCUGUAGCCGUGGAGGAACCAGCGAAAACCAAGCCCGAAGCUCAGGAAAAAGAGGAGGUAUCGAUCUCCACCUCGGAAGAGCCCCUCUCUAUGAACAUCGACGAGGUACUAGGGCUGGGCGACGAGGACGAAAACUCCCGCAAGCCAGUCCGAGCCAUGACCAAGCUCGCCUCGGCAGAGCUCAUACCAAGGACGAGCAGCCUUUCGCAGGAGAGCCACUUGAGCGACGAGCGAACCAAGUCACCGGUCACCAUGAUGCAGAUAGCACCAGGUGCGAGCGUCGAGGAAAAGUCCGAGGACAAAAGCACGGAUCUGACCGCCAAGGAGGGCAGCAGCACCGAGGAAAAGGAGCAGGAGAGUCCCAAUACCCAGAAAAAGUCCAACGACACCGCUUGAAUUCCCCGUAGCGUUAGUGUCAUCGCGCGUUUACAUACUGUAUACAUUUAUUAUCUAUUCAAAUCUGCAUAGGCUGUAAUCACGGAUACCGUUUAUCGCAUAUCGUCUGCAUUAGAAAUAACGUUUUACACAACGCCGCACUGUCUGCUCCGUAACAAAAUCGAAUCCGCGGGUAAAAGCCGCCACAGCAUCGCAAGCUCGCGUUAACUCCUUAUAUAAACCGUCGGCGGCGAUCGCCCUCGUCUGUCUUUUUUCCUCGCUUCUCUUGCGCGCUCGUGAAUCACUCGGCACACAGCGCCGUAUUUUUGUACUUACCGCAGCGCGCAGCUUACCCGGCUCGCGCGUUAAUUUAUAAAUACCGUCUGCAUUUUUAUCGGCCGGCGAAUCUUGCGGGCUCCGCGGAAUGCGAUCGGUAUUUCGGUGCUACUUGGCGGCGGCCUAUGGACUAUGUAUACUCGCUUGCGUAAUUCGGGUGUGAAUGGGGCGGCGAAGCUCUCUCUCUCUCUCUCUCUCUCUCUCUCUCUCUCUCUCUCUCUCUCUCUCUCUCUCUCUCUUGCUCGCAAAUUAGUCGCUGGCGGAAAUCCCUACUCGCGCAAGCCCGCUCGCGCUCCUCAAAGGCAUUUUCAUUGACAACGCGUAUGUGACGCAAGUCGACAUCCCGUAUACGUUUAUAGGUGCGCGCGAUGAGCGCGUAUUAAUAGCGAGAGCGAGCGCGCCGCCCAGUGUACAGCGGAUUUGCGCGUAGCUGCGAUUAUCCGCGCCGUAUAAAUAAAUGACUGUACUCGCCGAGUCGAGCUUCGAGUUUCUUAUAUAGCUGUUUACAGCCGAACGGAGAAGAAGAAGUUGGUCGGAUCUCGCACGCGCGCGCGAGAUGAGUCAGCUGCCGCGGAGAUCUCGCUCUCAUUUUCUUGUUUGCGCGAUUCAAUUGAGCGCUGGCGACACAAUUGAUCCUCGUCAUCUCUCUCUCUCUCUCCCGUGAAUUGUUCGCGCAUAUAGUCGGUCUCUCCGAUAUACGUCAUUCGUUUAUAAAUCGGGAGAGUCGGUGGUCGGUUUUGUUUCUGCCGCUUGCGCGCGCGCGCGCGCGCUGCGGGCGUAUGCGUAUAUAAAAGGAAGCCAAGCGCACGAUACAACACACACAAACGCUGUAUAUUUACUCGCGCGCGAGCAAGCGCAGUUGAGCGAGAUAAACGCAUGCGCAGAGUCGAGAGCGCGCGGUCCGAUAGUUUAUCCGAAAAAUCAUCGACGAGCGCAGUGUAGUAGUGGCGAGCGAUCGAGACGUCGAGGCGAUCAUGUCCGAGGACAAGUCGGUCGAGGAGGUCCAGGGCGCGGACAAAGCUGCGGCUAAGAUUCAAGCGGGAUUCCGGGGCUACCGGGUGAGGAAGAGGCUUCAGGAGGAGAAAAAGGCCAAGGAGAAGAAUCAGAACGACGAGGCGUCCGCCGAUUCCGAGGAGGAGUCGCACCAGGACCACAUGGAGAACAGCAACAAGUCUAACGACGGCCUGUUGGAGGACAAGUCGGCGACCAAGAUCCAAGCCGGCAUCCGCGGCUACCUGGUGCGGAAACGUCAACAGGCCGAGCAGGCCGCGGCGACGCGGAUCCAGGCGGGCUUCCGUGGCUUCAGGACGCGCAAGCUCCUCAAACAGAGCGGCCAGUGACGACGGCGAAGAGUGAUGCGAUUUAAAGUGCGCGCCCAAUGGCACCGACCCAGAUACCUGACAGGCCAACUUCCGCCCUGUCUCUAUACGUCCGUGUGCGCGCGCGUGUGUACGUUGAUAGUUGGCAGCGCGGUCAGGCUGAUCACGAGGUGUGCUACUGUUGCGGCCGAAAAAAAAGUAUGCGAGGGAAUAUGGGUGUACUGUGUGUAGAGGUAUAAUCAAUCGCAUUUUGGUGGUGGUUUUUCGGAGGUGGUGUGAGUCUGAUGUGUAACUCGUAUUUUUUUUACAUUCUACAGUGUAGCCUGUGUGUCAUAUGUAUUUUAACGUAGGAGGAUACGUUUCACGAGAGAUAAAUUUGUAUAUUAUUUUCUAUGAUAUAUAUUCCAGAAUGCGUGUGUAUUUUUAGAGGUUUGAAUGAUGAUAUAAUGCAAUAAAUUCUGUUGUUGGUCAUUUACGAUCGAGAUUUUGUACACUGUACUCUUUGUGUGUUUCGGAGAGUAAAGUAGGAGAACAGGCAAGGCCGAUUCGUCAAAACUUCUAUUAUAGGCUAUUUUAACGUUUAUUUCAAUGGCCGCUGAAUAUCAUUGUCUCCGCGCUGGUACAAUGAGAUUGAUUGUGCAAAGGGGAACAGCAGUUUGCGCAACGAGUUUUAACCGUCUCCGCGCGCUAAUUAGUGUGUAUUCACUGUAAUAAUGAAACUUGUUUACACGAGUGUUUGAUCGAUUCUUCAAUGUAUUUUUAUAUCCGCGAAAUGUUAUAGUUUGCUGUCAGUUGGUAUAUAAGAGGAAAUUCCUCGCAUAUGCGGAUUACUCAUUAGUUGCAUAAAUAAACACACUCGUGUGCAAUUGUACAUA